UGGCAACUUAAAUGGAAGCACGUGCUCCAUUGGAAGCCGUUUCACUUUCACGUGUCUGCAAAGAACUUCUGAAGUGAAGUGGAAUUUGACAGCCUAGCUUCAUUGGAGGAUGAUGUCACAUCCACCUCCUUUUCCUCUGAACGAACAAGUUUUUAGACACUCCAUCAAAGAAGUUCCGGAGGAUCUCCUCAGACCUGAUCCAAUACCCACUCAGCCGCCCGAGUUCACGCUUGCGGAAGACCAAGAUGCGAGACAGCCGGCUUAUCAAGUGUUUCCCUCCUGUGCUAUGGAUACCUUGGUGCUUGAUACCAUCAAGCAGCAGCAGUUCAUCAAUGAAAUGGAAAGGCGGUUGAGUAUGAAGGCAUCAGCACAGGCUGGAACAAAAUACACCCAGGAAUCACCUAUUGGAGGCCCACCAUCUCCUGUGAACAACCCAUUCCUUAGAGUCUUACCAUCAGAUAAUAUUUUGCCCUCGAGUUUCCAAGGCAUGAUGGAAGCAGAAGAAAAGGGAAAGUGUUGGAAACCUCCUCCGGAACUUACUCCAGCAGUUGCUAGACAGAUUCUUCGCAAGUCUGUUGCAACCAUCAUGGCCCAUUUGGGAUAUGAAGAGUCUCCUGAGUCUAUAUUGGAUUUGAUGACAGAUGUGGCUCAUGAUUAUCUCUCAAAGUUCACCAGGCUUCUGCGUCUUUCAACCGAUCGAGAAUUGAUGAGUCUCUCAGCUGGGUUCCCUGAACCCUUGGAGAGAGUCAUGUAUGAAAUGGGAAUGGGGAGCAUGAAAAAUCUCCAGAUGUUCUAUAUAGAUAGAGUUGUGAAAUAUCACAGGAACUGCAUCAACAAGGCCAAAGACUUGUGGAAUCAGUACAUGGAUCUCACUGGUGCCCCACCACCAAAGACAUCCCUGACGAUAGACACUAACACUUCUAUUGCUGGUACAGAGGAGGAGUUCCCAGAGAUACAGUUUCCAGAAGUUCCUUCAGGACUACUUAGUGAUGUUCCUUUUGGAGAAGGGAGUCUCCAAAUGGAAACUGGACUUCAAGUGCUACAGAAUUUGGAACAAGGAAAUAUAUCUUUGCAUGAAAACCCAAAGAAUGAGGACAGAUUUGAAUGUGCUGCAACAUCCAUUCUGACUCAAGAAGAGCCUGGAAUCUUGGAGCAUUCUAUUCCUGAAGGGAACAUGGGUGAACCUGGAAUUCCAACAUAAGCCAGUAGUCAUGUCACAAUUGCUUUUAUUUGCACCUCUUAUUGAUAUGAUAAUGGAUACAAAAUUGAUGCAACAAAAAAGAAAGAACAUCAAUAUAAAAAUACUCUCAAAUUGUACAUAGUGAUUCAUUUUACAGUGGCUUUGACCAUCUUUAAUUUUGGCAGGCUAAUGUGCCCCCAAGAUUCAUGUUGAGGAAUGAAUACCUUUGGUAACUGGACUCUCUU
Molecule: messenger RNA, 1425 nt
Organism: Darwinula stevensoni
Lineage: Eukaryota; Metazoa; Arthropoda; Ostracoda; Podocopida; Darwinulidae
Source: the annotation of a GenBank genome assembly